Molecule: messenger RNA, 539 nt
Organism: Saprolegnia parasitica CBS 223.65
Lineage: Eukaryota; Oomycota; Saprolegniomycetes; Saprolegniales; Saprolegniaceae
Exons: 1
Coding region: 1-462 (153 amino acids)
Biological process (GO): modification-dependent protein catabolic process; protein ubiquitination
Cellular component (GO): nucleus; cytoplasm
Molecular function (GO): ubiquitin protein ligase binding; protein tag activity
Source: RefSeq, a predicted model, not a curated record
AUGCAAAUCUUCGUAAAGACGCUCACCGGCAAGACCAUCACGCUCGACGUCGAGCCCUCGGACUCGAUCGACAACGUCAAGCAGAAGAUCCAGGACAAGGAAGGUAUCCCGCCGGAUCAGCAGCGCCUCAUCUUCGCUGGCAAGCAGCUCGAGGACGGCCGCACGCUUAGCGACUACAACAUUCAGAAGGAGUCGACGCUCCACCUCGUGCUCCGCCUGCGCGGUGGCAUGCAGAUCUUUGUCAAGACGCUGACGGGCAAGACCAUCACGCUCGAUGUCGAGCCCUCGGACUCGAUCGACAACGUCAAGCAGAAGAUCCAGGACAAGGAGGGCAUCCCGCCGGAUCAGCAGCGCCUCAUCUUCGCCGGCAAGCAGCUCGAGGACGGCCGCACGCUCAGCGACUACAACAUCCAGAAGGAGUCGACGCUCCACCUCGUGCUCCGCCUUCGUGGCGGUUGCUAAGCAGCGCUGUACUCGUGUUGUAUCUCUUAAUAUGAAGCACGUCAUUUCCUGAACAAACUGAGUCUUCGAUAUGUCCA